ACUGCGGGCUCAGUCUCCCCUUCCCGGGAACCCCCACACUGGCCGGGAGAAAGCGCGCGUGCCCGCCUCCAGCGGAUGGUGGGUGGGUGGCGACUGCGUGACCUGGAGGAGCGGGGACACUAGAGGGCCUUGGUGCAGAGGCUUUGAGAACCUGCCUAGGUAGGCGCUCCGGGGAUGGAGGGUGGUCCCGGGUCCGAGAUCGGGGAGAGAAGGUAACUCUGGAUGGAUUGAGACUGCGGCCCCACGGGGGGGGUGGACUCAGUUUGUUCUGGAGCCCGGGAAACUAAAAGGCACUAAAGAGGGUGCCCGCAGCGCGAGUCUCCCCGACCCUUCCCCAUCGCGGACCUGCGGGCCUCUGGACCGCCCCGGCUUCCUUCCGGGAGAGGCGGUGGGUCGUGGGAAAGGAGGCUGUGUUCCUCCCCCGGGGGACUGGGGCCUGCAAAUGUGUGGUUAGAGCGCCCGCGGAGCUACGGUCGCGCUCCUGGGCCGCGAGGUGGCUGGUCUGCUCGGCCUGCUGCUGGGCAGCGAUCGGGCGCUGACAGCCCGGUUUGGACUCCUCGAACCGCCUUUGAGUCUUUGGGAAGCAAACAGUGGGCUGAUCACCACUCGCCGCAGACUUGCCCCUGGAGGCUGGAACUGGGCAGCUGCCCAGCUUCCUAAGUUCAACAGAUGAAAAUACUUUCAUCCUACUGGAGUUUUCAACACAGAAAAAGAGACUGGCACUAUUCUCCCAGAGAAUAGAUACCCGCACCACAGCUAUCUUGCCUUUGUGAAAGAGAGGGUAGCUACAUGAAAUAGGUUGAAAUAAGCACCAACCAUCACUAUGACUUUAUGAUUUAAUUUCUAAUGCCUACUGUUGCAUUUGUCUUCUAGAGUUCACAUUUACCCAUAAAAAAAAAAAAUUAAAAAAAGUGAAAAUGAGCAACCGACGGAAACGUGCUCCUCCAGUGAAAGUAGAUGAAGAAAAGCAACAGCAGCUUUGUUGGAAUAUGCAUGAGGACAGAAGGAAUGAACCUGUCACCUUAACUGAUGAUGAGCAUCCCUACCCAGCUUCAGAGUCCUCCUCUGCUCAGUGCAUCAUCCUAGAUGAUAGCCUAAAGGAAGAAGUGCCUCACAGAGAUAAAAAGAGAUGUUCAGAGUCAGUAUGCAUUUCAGAAUCAAUCGAUAAAGAAGAGACUGGUGACAGUUUUUCCCCUUUGUCAGUAAAGCUGAAUAUUGUGAUUUCUCCCUGUCACUUUGAUAAUUCUUGGAAAGCACUUCUAGGAGAAUUCACUCUUCAGCUUCUUCCAGAACAGAGUUUAAUUGGAAAUUUUUCUGAAAGGAGUUUUACACUGAUGAGUUCAGAGUCAAGCAAUCAGUUCCUGAUCUAUGUUCAUUCAGAAUGCAUAGAUGUGGAGAGACAAGAAAAAGGACUCAACAAGCCAAGCAUUGUUUCUGACAAGGGUACCCGAGUGGAAUCAUCCUUCAGUGGUGAAAUGUUAGAGGAUUUGGAGUGGCUACAAAAGAAGAGAAGAAUAAAACUUUACCACAAACCAGAUGGGAACCACAUUAUUAAGGUUGGAAUUUAUCUUUUGGAAGACGGCUUAGCAAAACUAGACUUUUUGAGUGAUGCAAAUUCAAGAAUGAAAAAGUUCAAUCAACUUAUGAAGAAAGUGAUGGAAAAAUUAUACAAUUUUAUUAUUCCAGAUGUGUUGGAAGAUGAUGAGGAAGAUUCAGAGAAUGAGUCAGAGGGACAGGACAUUGAUGAGCUCUAUAACUUUGUGAAGCAAACACAUCAGCAAGAAACACAGUCCAUUCAAGUGGAUGUCCAGCAUCCUGCAUUGAUUCCUGUUUUGAGACCUUACCAAAGAGAGGCUGUCAAUUGGAUGCUACAACAAGAGCAUUUCAGAAGUGCUCCCAUUAGUGAAAAUGCUCUACACUUCUUAUGGCGAGAGAUUGUUACAUCUGAGGGUUUGAAACUCUACUACAACCCAUAUACAGGCUGCAUCAUCCGUGAGUACCCAAGUGCUGGGCCACAGUUGUUUGGUGGAAUCUUAGCAGAUGAGAUGGGUCUCGGUAAGACAGUGGAGGUUUUGGCUCUGAUUCUGACACACAUUCGACAGGAUGUCAAACAAGAUGCUCUGACUCUUCCUGAGGGAAAAGUGGUCAAUUAUUUCAUUCCAUCACAUUCUGGAGUACAAGUAAAAAACACAGAAAAUGGAAAAACUCAGAUUAUGGAAAUUGAACCCAAAGAAAAAGUUCAUUGCCCCCCUACACGUGUGAUGAUCCUGACAGCUGUGAAAGAAAUGAAUGGAAAAAAGGGAGUUUCCAUCCUUUCCAUCUAUAAGUAUGUCAGUUCUAUAUAUAGAUAUGAUGUUCAUCGUAACAAGAGUCUCCUGAAACGGAUGCUGAAAUGUUUAAUUUUCGAAGGUCUUGUGAAACAGAUCAAAGGCCACGGUUUUUCUGGGACUUUUACACUGGGAAAGAAUUACAAGGAAGAGGAUAUAUAUGAUAAAAACAAAAAGCAGGCAGUAUGGAGUCCGAGGAAAAUUCAGAAAGAAUCCAGAAAGUCAUUGAGCAAGGACACAGAUUCUGAGUACUUGCCAUCAAACACCUCUGAUGAUGAUGAUAAUCCUUACUAUUAUUACUAUAAGCCCAGGAGAAAUCGUAGUAAAAUGAGGAAAAAGUCUGUUCCAGCCACAAAAAAGGAACAAAGUCAACCUGACAUCUAUCUCAGUUCACAAAAUCAUGAUCCAGCGACCAGUGACUCUGGAAUCACUGAUGUUACCACAUCCACAAGUUCCUGUGUCUUUGAAGUCCAGCAAGAACAUGCAGCAGAGACCCAAGAUGAAUCUCUAAACCCUGCUGGUGGUGAUGUGCCACACUCUAAUAUUAUGAGUCCCUAUAAUUCGUCUGAUUAUCGCUUUGAGUGCAUAUGUGGUGAACUUGACCAUAUUGACCGUAAGCCUCGUGUUCAGUGCCUGAAAUGCCAUCUGUGGCAACAUGCAAAAUGUGUGAAUUAUGAAGAGAAGAAUCUGAAGAUUAAGCCUUUCUAUUGCCCCCACUGCCUUGUUGCAAUGGAGCCAGUAUCAACUAGAGCAACUCUUAUCAUCUCACCCAGUUCCAUAUGUCAUCAGUGGGUGGAUGAAAUCAAUAGGCAUGUGAGGUCAUCAUCUCUGCGAGUCUUGGUAUAUCAAGGAGUGAAGAAAGAUGGCUUCUUACAGCCUCAUUUUUUGGCAGAACAGGAUAUAGUUAUCAUUACCUAUGAUGUCCUUCGUUCAGAGCUAAAUUAUGUAGAUAUCCCACACAGCAAUAGUGAGGAUGGGCGUCGCUUACGGAACCAGAAGCGCUAUAUGGCCAUUCCAAGCCCCCUGGUCGCUGUGGAAUGGUGGAGGAUCUGCCUUGAUGAAGCUCAGAUGGUUGAAUGUCCCGCUGUAAAAGCUGCAGAAAUGGCUCAGCGCUUGAGUGGGAUUAAUCGCUGGUGCAUCAGUGGCACUCCAGUACAGAGAGGACUGGAGGAUCUUUUUGGGCUAGUGGUCUUUCUUGGUGUUGAACCUUUCUGUGUCAAGCAUUGGUGGGUUCGACUUCUCUACCGCCCUUACUGCAGGAAGAAUCCUCAGCCCCUCUACAGCUUUAUUGCCAAGAUUCUGUGGAGGUCUGCAAAGAAAGAUGUGAUUGACCAAAUUCAGAUACCUCCUCAGACAGAAGAAACCCACUGGCUCCACUUCUCUCCAGUAGAAAGACAUUUCUAUCACCGUCAGCAUGAGGUGUGCUGCCAGGAUGCUGUAGUCAAACUCAGGAAGAUUUCUGACUGGGCUCUGAAGCUCAGCAGUCUGGACCGAAGGACUGUUACCUCCAUCUUGUACCCACUGCUGAGGCUCCGGCAGGCCUGCUGCCACCCACAGGCCGUUCGUGGAGAGUUCCUGCCACUCCAAAAGAGCACCAUGACCAUGGAAGAGCUUCUGACAUCACUGCAGAAGAAAUGUGGCACUGAGUGUGAAGAAGCACACCGGCAGUUAGUUUGUGCUCUCAAUGGCUUAGCAGGCAUCCACAUCAUUAAAGGUGAGUAUGAAUUGGCAGCAGAACUGUACAGAGAGGUGUUGCGUUCAUCUGAGGAACACAAAGGAAAACUCAAAACUGAUUCACUUCAAAGACUUCAUGCAACUCAUAAUUUGAUGGAAUUGUUGGCAGACAAGCACCCAGGGAUACCUCCUACCUUGCGAGAUGGCAGACUUGAGGAAGAGGCCAGACAGCUGAGGGAGCAUUAUAUGACCAAGUGUAACACUGAAGUUGCUGAAGCACAGCAAGCUUUGCUACCUGUGCAGCAGACCAUACGUGAGCUCCAAAGAAAGAUUCAUUCUAAUUCUCCAUGGUGGCUGAAUGUGAUCAAUAGAGCAGUGGAAUUCUCUAUUGAUGAGGAGCUUGUCCAACGCGUGCGAAAUGAAAUAACCAGCAACUACAAGCAACAAACUAGCAAGCUUUCUAUGUCAGAAAAGUUCCGUGAUUGCAGAGGUCUUCAAUUCUUACUAACAACACAAAUGGAAGAACUAAAUAAAUUCCAGAAGCUAGUAAGAGAGGCUGUUAAAAACUUGGAGGGACCUCCAUCUCGAAAUGUCAUUGAGUCUGCAACAAUCUGCCACCUCCGACCAAUUAGACUUCCUCUCAACUGCUGUGUCUUUUGUAAGGCUGAUGAAUUGUUCACGGAGUAUGAAUCAAAGCUAUUUUCUCACACAGUCAAAGGCCAGACUGCAAUAUUUGAGGAGAUGAUAGAAGAUGAAGAAGGACUGGUGGAUGAUCGAGCACCUACCACCAACCGAGGUCUUUGGGCAAUAAGUGAGACAGAGCGAUCUAUGAAAGCUCUACUAUCAUUUGCAAAAUCACAUAGAUUUGUUGAAUUCAUUGAUGAAGGAAGUACUUCAAUGGAUCUCUUUGAAGCUUGGAAAAAGGAAUAUAAGUUGCUUCAUGAGUACUGGAUGGCUCUGAGAAAUCGUGUAUCUGCUGUUGAUGAACUGGCAAUGGCUACAGAACGUCUAAGAAUUCGUCAUCCUAGGGAGCCAAAGCCCAAUCCACCUGUUCUUCACAUCAUUGAACCACAUGAGGUGGAGCAAAAUCGGAUAAAACUGCUAAAUGAUAAAGCUGUUGCUGCAUCACAGCUUCAGAAAAAACUUGGGCAGCUUCUUUACCUAACUAACUUGGAGAAGUCUCAAGACAAAACGUCAGGAGGUAUUAAUCCAGAACCUUGUCCAAUCUGUGCUCGGCAGCUGGGAAAACAGUGGGCAGUCCUGACCUGCGGGCACUGUUUCUGUAAUGAAUGCGUUUCCAUUAUUAUUGAACAGUACAGCGUGGGCUCCCACAGAAGCUCCAUUAAGUGUGCCAUCUGCCGCCAGAACACAUCUCACAAAGAAAUCUCGUAUGUCUUCACCUCGGAGAAAGCCAGCCAGGAAGAGGACAUUCCUGUGAAGGGUAGUCAUUCUACAAAAGUGGAAGCUGUGGUCAGAACUCUGAUGAGAAUCCAGCUUAGAGAUCCAGAAGCUAAAGCACUCGUUUUCUCAACGUGGCAAGAUGUAUUAGAUAUUAUUUCAAAAGCUCUCACUGACAACAACAUGGAAUUUGCACAGAUCAGUCGUGUGAAGACAUUUCAGGAGAACCUUUCAGCAUUUAAACAUGAUCCCCAAAUCAAUAUUUUGCUGCUGCCCCUGCACACAGGUUCUAAUGGAUUAACUAUCAUUGAAGCUACUCACGUUCUCUUGGUGGAGCCCAUAUUGAACCCUGCCCAUGAGCUUCAGGCCAUAGGAAGGGUGCACCGAAUUGGACAAACAAAACCUACGAUUGUACACAGAUUCUUGAUUAAAGCAACAAUAGAAGAAAGAAUGCAAGCAAUGCUGAAAACUGCUGAGAGGAGUCACACCAGCUCAUCGGGGAAGCAUCCAGAGGCCUCUGUCUUGACUGUGGCUGAUCUGGCAGACCUCUUUACCAAAGACACUGAAGAACUUGAAUGAAGUGCACCUGAUUCAGUCUGCAAACGUCAAUGUAUUUAAAAACUGCCGUAGCUUGUAGAGCAAAGUUACAAGUAAACUAUCCACUAGAUGUCAGUAUCCACUGUUCUUAGGCAAAUGAAUUUCCUUCUUUUCCAGUUGUACAGUGUCCCAUAGUCAUGGAGCCCUUUUCAAUAUGCUGUUUCCAGAAGAUCUGUAAAGGUUUUAAUUUUUCACUCCUAAUAAAACAUUUAUUUUUGUUCUGAAGAAUAUCUAUAUCUGAGUGAAUGAAGGCAGGUACUAUGUACAUUUCUUUUGAUAAGGUCAGUCUUAAAAAGAGUUGGAACACGAGAAAAGUAAACUAGCCUAGUUUUGUAGGACCUGGUUGUACAACCAACACAAAUCUCACUUUUGAAUGGGCCUUCAUUAUCUUUAGCACAUAACUCAGCAAUAUCUUGUAAGUACUAUUUUUAGUAGAUAAUGAAUUAUAUUAACUCCUAGAUAUUUAAGUAGGUUUCGACUGUAACUCCAUACAUAGUAACUAUAGUACUACAACUCCUAACAAUAACUUAAUAUUAGGCAAUUAUUUCUUUUCUCUGUAUCUUGCCACGAAAAUUUGAAACACUUUUCCUGUUUCUAUUACAUGUUAAGUAGUGUCAAUGUAUGCAUUUUACUUUAAAUAGGGCUUCUAAAUGUAUUAAUGUUUAUCUUAAAAUUAAUAUGCUUUCUCUACUUGUAUUUUUUUUCUUAUUCAGUUUUACAUGUUUUAAGAUUAAUAUACCUGUAAAUAUCACAAUUUUUGUACCUUUAGUUCUUAUUAUGACAUGGAAAUAUGGCAGGUUUUUUAAUAAUCAUUACUAUACUGAUGUCUUGCAUUCCUUUUCUUUCCCGUGUUCUUGUAUAUGUAACUAGAUUUUUAACCAGAAAUAUCUAAAUUUGUGAUCCGUUUUGUUAUUUUUCCCCACUAUUAUCUCAAGGACCAGUAUUUUAUCUUUGAAACGUGAGAAUAUCAUAUUUACAUCAGCAAAUAAUUGCAAGUGCUAAUAACUUAUUGUUUCUUCUUCUGUGAAGAAUUAAUGGAUUUUAAAAUUGGUAACUAAAGAAUAGUAGCUUAUUAUAUUCCAGCCAUUUGAUAUAAUACAAAUGCUCCUGUUUUGUUUUGUUUUGUUUUCUUUGAGCCUUCAAAGUUUUAAAUGACCCUCAGGACUCAUUAGCUUCUACUUAGCAACACAGAAAAAUGUAAUGGAAACAUCCCCUGAAUCACAAUUGUCCGAGAUGCUCUGGUGCUUAGUUAAGUUUCUUUUUCUAUGUUUGAGAUAAUUUAGCUGAAGAAACACAUUUUUGGUGCUUAUUCUUCAGUGAAGGGAGAUAUCCACUGAUUCUUUUAUAUGAGAUUAAACAGAACUAUUAUUUUUAUAGCUCUUUGCAUGUUACAAAGAGCUUUCCUGUACAUGCAUGUAUUUAAUUUGCCCAACAAUCUUGUGAAGUUGAUAUGAUGAACAUCAUUCCUAUUUUAAAGGAGAACUGAGGUUCAGAAAAUUGAGAAAUGUGCCUAUGAUACAUACCAGUUAGAUCAUGCAGCUCAGGUCCCCUGACUCCAGAUCUCACGUUCUUCCUCUUACUCAUCUGUUACACUGAGAUUCAGAUGCCCAUGGUUAUAAUUAAUGAUGAGCAGAUUAGCAUUUCUGUUUGUUUCCUAGUAUUCCUUUUGAGCUAAAAUUAUAGGAGAAGCAAUUUGAUAUGCUCCAAUUUUGUAAAAAAUAUCUCUAUAUACAUACAUAAAUAUGCCUGUGUGUUAGAAGAAAAACUGCUCUUAUUUAUUUCUGAAGCUAUCAUCAAUUAAAUAAAUAUUUUAGUGGAAGUUGCAAUUUGGGGAUUUGUUUAAUUUCUAAGCUGUAGAACAUACAGUGUGGUUUUAUUUGUUUGGAUUUUGUGUGUGUGUGUGUGUGUGUGUGUGUUUUGUUUUUUGGUUUGGUCUCUCAACAAAAGAUGUCAAAUUAUUUAUACUGCAGAAUUGUUUAUGGUGCAGACAUUUGUUAUUUCUUUAAAACAGUUGUGAUAAUUCUUCCAAAUAAUUGUCCAAACAAAUACAGAACUAAUCCCCACACUUGGCUGCAAACAAAGAACUUUUUUAUUUUCUUCUUCCAUCAUUUUAUAUUCUCUGAAAUAUCACUGCUUAUAAAUAGUUGUUCAUAAAUGGGUUCUGUGCUAAUGCAGCAGGGAGAAAUAGUGAGAUCAUUCCAGUCCUUAGGGAGCUUACAGCAUGUUGGACCUACAGAACCAUUUUCUCUUAAGUGAGUCGGUGAGCUUAUAAGACUGAAAAUACUUCUUUACAUACAAUGGAAAAUACAUGUGCCAUAAUCUUUCUAAUUCCAUAAUCUUUUGCUUCAAACCCAUGAGCUUUACUUUGUUUAUUGCAGCUUCAACUUUCCUCUUUGUAUGUGCUUUUAGCAGCAUGAUCCAUGCAUUUGAUUUUAACGAUUGGUCCCUUCCCUAUCACAUUAAUAACAACAAACUAAAAACUCCUGACAUAAUAACUCAACAUGUAAAAAUCACAAAUACUUUACAAGUAAUUAUUAUGCCUAACAGUACUUAUCAAAAUAUUUAGGCACUGAAUUUGGCAAUGUGAGAUUAAUCAUCACCUCAAGCUACCCUUUCAAGUGGACAAAGGAAGAAACAUGUCCCUGAAAUCUUUUCCCUGCCGUCAUUUGCCAGUCCUCCCAAGAUUUAGUGUGCUAGAGUUCUUUAUAGUUAUGAACUUCAAAGGAUAAUCUGUAAGAAAUGCAAAAUCACCUAUUCUAAAUGACCUCAGGUUUAGUUAAGUUGGGGAAAACAUAUCUUUCAGUUCUUCUAGAAUU
This is a messenger RNA of Pipistrellus kuhlii (Kuhl's pipistrelle), 8812 nucleotides long. RefSeq names its product SNF2 histone linker PHD RING helicase (gene SHPRH). Gene Ontology annotation, biological process: protein polyubiquitination; nucleosome assembly; DNA damage response. Gene Ontology annotation, molecular function: DNA binding; ATP binding; ubiquitin protein ligase activity. NCBI's taxonomy places the organism in Eukaryota, Metazoa, Chordata, Mammalia, Chiroptera, Vespertilionidae. The transcript is spliced from 33 exons. Gene Ontology annotation, cellular component: nucleosome; nucleus. The record is from RefSeq and is a predicted model, not a curated record. Bases 918 to 5978 code for a protein of 1686 amino acids.